CAGUCUGACCCAGUGAUCAUGUCACGCAGCUGCGCACCUCCUCCCUCGGCGCCGUUGUUUCAUUUGCGCCAUUUUGUCCGCUCACUUUGUUGAUUGGGCUUUGGCGAGCUGUACUGGAGCCAAUCAGAGGGAAACCGGACAGCAGAGAUACGGGAAGAGGAUUGUGACAUUAAGAAGCUAUGGAGCAGUACACUACUGCCACCACUACCACUGGAGAGCAGAUUGUUGUACAGACCACCAAUGGACAGAUCCAGCAGCAGACACAGGGCACAGUGACAGCUGUGCAGCUGCAAACAGAGGCGCCAGUGGUGACGGCCUCAGGCCAGCAGGUGCAUACACUCCAGGUCCAGGGACAACCUCUGAUGGUCCAAGUGAGUGGUGGGCAGCUCAUCACAUCAUCAGGGCAACCGAUUAUGGUGCAGGCCAUGUCUGGGGGACAGGGGCAAACUAUUAUGCAGGUCCCAGUUUCUGGAGCUCAGGGCCUACAACAGAUUCAGCUGGUACAGCCCGGUCAGAUCCAGUUGCAGGGCGGCCAGACGCUGCAGCUGCAGGGCCAGCAGGGUCAGCCACAGCAGAUCAUUAUUCAGCAGCCCCAGACAGCUAUCACUGCUGGACAGAACCAGGGGCAGCAGAUCAGUGUGCAGGGGCAGCAGGUGGCACAGACAGCUGACGGGCAGACCAUCGUCUACCAGCCGGUCAAUGCAGAGGGUGCUGUCCUCCAGCAGGGCAUGAUCACUAUCCCAGCUGCCAGUUUGGCCGGUGCCCAGAUUGUUCAGGCAGGUGGUGCCAACACCAACACUACCAACAGCGGCCAAGGCACUGUGACCGUCACCCUGCCCGUCUCUGGCAACAUGGUCAAUGCAGGUGGAAUGGUCAUGGUAAGACCUUAUUCAGAGAUGGUCCCUGGUGGGGGUGGAGUUCCCACUAUGCAACGUAUUCCCCUGCCAGGAGCAGAGAUGCUUGAGGAGGAGCCCCUGUAUGUCAACGCCAAACAGUACCAUCGGAUCCUAAAGCGACGACAGGCGCGGGCCAAACUGGAGGCUGAAGGCAAGAUCCCCAAAGAGAGAAGGAAAUAUCUGCAUGAGUCUCGCCACCGUCAUGCUAUGCAGCGUAAGCGAGGAGAUGGAGGACGUUUCUUCUCUCCCAAAGAGAAGGAGGAAAUGGCAUUGGCCUUGGCACAGCAACAGCAGGAAGCAUCUCAGGCAGAUGAGACUGUGGCUCAGAUGAUCCGAGUUUCGUAGCACAGUCAUGGCCUGCCUGCGUCCCUCCCUCCAGAUGAAACUUCAUCCCAGUCAAACUGUCCCUUGCUCCAUCUUUCCUCAACCCUACUCCAUCCCACCAACCCGGCCACUCGUUCACGACCCACACGUUCCCUCAAUGGCUUUUUUCUUUUCCCAUUUCUGCACCUCUUCACUGGUCUUCCAGGGAGGUGACCAUGUGGUUGCUCUGCCCCUGAACUGAUCCUUUAUGGAGAAUUGGAGGAUGCUUCCAUGCUCAGCUUUACUGGUCAGGCAUUUAGAACCAGCUUUUUUUAUUUUUUUUUAUAAGGAUUUGUUUUUGGACAAUACAAAAAUUGAGAUAUGGCAAAAUCAGUGGGAGUCCUCCUGGAAAUGGAAAAGAAAGCUGUGAAGCCAUACUCUGUCGUGCAUUGGUUUGUUAAAAUAUGGAAAUAUGUAUUUAGUUUGUUUUCUUGUUGUUGCUUUAAAUAUUUUUGUAAAUGGUACAGGUUUUUCUUCACGGACAUUUGUUCACCCUUCAUGCUAGUCUGGUAUCCUUUCGUUUUAUUUCAUACCCUUUAUCUUUGACAUAUCCAGCGUACAGUAUGUUUUGUGGGGAACAACUCAGCACCUUAAGAGCAUCUGCUGAGCAUUUGUGAAAUUGUUGUACAUACAUUCAUUUCUUUCCCAUUUUAUGGAUGUACUUAAUUGCUUGCCCAGCUGUUUGUAUGUAUUUUAUACAAUUUGCAGUAGGACCUUGUGUUUGUAGGGGAAUGCCUCUGUUUUGCCUCACAUUACUUAACAUACAGUAGUAAUAGUUUCAAUUUUAAGUCCAUGUAGAUGUUGUUGUCAUUGUAGAUACUUUUUUUUACCCCGAACAUAAUACUGCAAGAUCCUUUUUUUAAGAGAAAAGGGUAGGACAUUGAGUUCAUAAAACAUGUCCAUUAAAUUUUAUCAUGUAACUUGUAAA
Cynoglossus semilaevis (tongue sole) is the source of this 2187-nucleotide messenger RNA. It is a transcript of the gene nfyal, whose product is annotated as nuclear transcription factor Y, alpha, like. Gene Ontology annotation, molecular function: DNA-binding transcription factor activity; DNA binding. Lineage: Eukaryota; Metazoa; Chordata; Actinopteri; Pleuronectiformes; Cynoglossidae. Gene Ontology annotation, cellular component: CCAAT-binding factor complex. Gene Ontology annotation, biological process: regulation of DNA-templated transcription. The coding region runs from base 180 to 1241 and encodes 353 amino acids. The record is from RefSeq and is a predicted model, not a curated record. The transcript is spliced from 10 exons.